UGGGAGCGUGUGCUGCUGGGAGUUGUUUGGAGGUUGGCAGUGCGGGGCUUACGGUCCUCAGGCAGGGCGAUCAUGUCGCACAAGCAGAUUUACUAUUCGGACAAAUACGACGACGAGGAGUUCGAGUACCGGCAUGUCAUGUUGCCCAAGGACAUAGCCAAGCUGGUCCCUAAAACCCAUUUGAUGUCUGAAUCUGAAUGGAGGAAUCUUGGUGUUCAGCAGAGUCAGGGAUGGGUCCAUUAUAUGAUCCAUGAACCAGAACCUCACAUCUUGCUGUUCCGGCGGCCACUGCCCAAGAAGCCAAAGAAAUGAAGCUGGGGAGCCACUUUUCAGCCUCAAGCUUUAUACAGCUGUCCUCAUUUGCUAACAUCUUUCUGAUGACAUUAUUAUGUUGCCUUCCUGUUUCUCACUUUGAUAUUUAAAGGAUGUUCAGUACACUGUUUGAACGUGCUGGUGACUGCUUUGCUUCUUGAGCAGAACCAACAGGACCAUGGCCCAGCCGGACGACUGCUCUUUGGGUUGCAGCCUCAGCUAAGUGUGACCCCCCAAAACCAUUGUGAGCUCUGUAUCCAGCAGAACACACUUGGCAGAUGGAGGAAGCAUCUAAGAAUAAGACCAUGGCUGUUACAGGGAUUGUGUAAACUUCCUGUUUUGGUUUUUUUCUGCCAGGUGUUGUAUGUAUGGUGAUUUAUGUUUCAGUGUGUUGGAAACUUUCCAUUUUAUUCAAGAAAUCUGUUCCAUGUUAAAAAACCUUGAUUAAAGAGGAAGUUUUUAUAAUCUAA
This is a messenger RNA of Eubalaena glacialis (North Atlantic right whale), 782 nucleotides long. It is a transcript of the gene CKS1B, whose product is annotated as CDC28 protein kinase regulatory subunit 1B. The transcript is spliced from 3 exons. Gene Ontology annotation, cellular component: SCF ubiquitin ligase complex; cyclin-dependent protein kinase holoenzyme complex. The coding region runs from base 73 to 312 and encodes 79 amino acids. Gene Ontology annotation, biological process: regulation of mitotic cell cycle. Gene Ontology annotation, molecular function: cyclin-dependent protein serine/threonine kinase activator activity; ubiquitin binding; histone binding. NCBI's taxonomy places the organism in Eukaryota, Metazoa, Chordata, Mammalia, Artiodactyla, Balaenidae. The record is from RefSeq and is a predicted model, not a curated record.